This is a messenger RNA of Larimichthys crocea (large yellow croaker), 2336 nucleotides long. Its product is annotated as G protein-activated inward rectifier potassium channel 1-like. Gene Ontology annotation, cellular component: plasma membrane. The coding region runs from base 381 to 1928 and encodes 515 amino acids. Gene Ontology annotation, molecular function: G-protein activated inward rectifier potassium channel activity. The record is from RefSeq and is a predicted model, not a curated record. Gene Ontology annotation, biological process: potassium ion import across plasma membrane; regulation of monoatomic ion transmembrane transport. The transcript is spliced from 3 exons. Lineage: Eukaryota; Metazoa; Chordata; Actinopteri; Sciaenidae.
ACACACAUUUCCCUCUCCAUCCUCCACAGCCCACCAGGAGCUGUGAAUGGCAGACUCGUAUUUCGCUCCACUGGUGAGCAGCACGCCAGUCAAGAGUGGAGACUGAGCAGAGCGCACGGCCACAGUCAGCCACCUCCUGAUGCCAUGUCAACAAACUGGAAGAUUAGUGGAUAUUUUUAAAUGAACGGAUGAUAUUAGUGUUUUUAAAUCAUUGACAUACACGUGUUUUUGUUUUUUUACUCUCAGGAUUUGCUGUGCGCGCUGAAGUGGCCAUGGCGCAUUUUACGCACUGCAGAUAACCACUGUUCUGGAGGCUCAAACAAACAAAAACAUGGAUUAAACAGCAAGUGAUUCUCCCCCCUUUAUCCAGGAGAGUUCAAAUGGCGGCCCUUCGUAGAAAAUUUGGCGAAGAUUACCAGGUGGUUAACACAAAUCGAGCUACCACUUUUUCCGCUCCGGUCAAGAAGAAACGCCAGCGCUUCGUGGACAAGAACGGUCGCUGCAAUGUGCAGCACGGAAACCUCGGUGGAGAGACCAGCAGGUACCUCUCUGACCUCUUCACCACUUUGGUCGACCUAAAGUGGCGAUGGAACCUGCUCAUCUUCAUCCUAACUUACACGAUCGCUUGGCUGGUCAUGGCAUCUAUGUGGUGGAUCAUCGCUUAUAUCAGAGGAGACCUAAAUCACGGACACGACUCGUCCUACACCCCCUGCGUGGCUAAUGUUUACAACUUCCCCUCAGCUUUUCUGUUUUUCAUCGAGACUGAGGCCACGAUCGGUUACGGCUACCGGUACAUUACCGAGAAGUGUCCAGAGGGCAUCAUCCUCUUCUUGUUCCAGUCGCUGCUCGGCUCCAUAGUGGACGCUUUUCUCAUUGGCUGCAUGUUCAUAAAAAUGUCCCAACCUAAGAAACGCGCAGAGACGCUCAUGUUCAGUCAGGACGCGGUGAUUUCUCAGCGAGACGGGAAACUGUGCCUCAUGUUCCGCGUGGGCAACCUGCGGAACAGCCACAUGGUGUCCGCUCAGAUCAGGUGCAAACUCAUAAAGUCUCGUCAGACACCCGAGGGCGAGUUCCUGCCUCUGGAUCAGUGUGAAUUGGAUGUUGGCUUUGGGACGGGUGCAGAUCAACUCUUCCUGGUAUCUCCUCUCACCAUUUGCCACGAAAUCAAUCCCAAGAGCCCUUUUUUCGACUUAUCUCAGCGCUCUCUCAAGAACGAGCAGUUCGAGAUCGUCGUCAUCCUUGAGGGCAUCGUGGAGACCACCGGUAUGACAUGCCAGGCACGAACGUCAUAUACUGAGGAUGAGGUUUUAUGGGGCCAUCGCUUCCUGCCGGUGAUGUCUCUGGAGGAGGGCUUUUUCAGAGUAGACUACUCUCAGUUCCACAGUACGUUUGAGGUACCGACACCUCCGUACAGUGUCAAAGAGUACGAAGAGAAGAAUUCAUUGCCCUCGCCUCUAUCCACACCCACCCCCGCACUGACCGAGAGUCACGGCGGUCGGCGAGACCGGGUGUUUUCUGUGGAUUGCAUCAACACGUCAGAUGAAAGGGGCCAUCAGGGAGGGGCUGGAGGUCGACUUCCAAGCAAGCUGCAGAGGAUGAGCUCAUCCGGGAAGGAGGACCUGCAAAGGAAAGUGCUUAUGCUCAGCUCCCAGCACUCUGAGAAGGCCUGCAGCACGGGAGAUCUUCCUCUAAAGCUCCAACGACUCAGCUCCUCAUCAGCACCCGAAGCGGAGAAUCGGCUGCAACUCAAGUCCCUUAAGGUAGGCUUUGAACCCAUGACCCAGUCUACUGGAGACCUUUACCAGCACAGCCUAGCUCCCACGCUGCCCCCUGCUCCAGCCCCCAUGCACAGCCCACUGCUCUCAGCUGGAGGGAGGCCAGAGGACAACUUGCCACCGAAACUACGGAAGAUGAAUGCUGACCGCUAAAACCCAGACAGUCCCAGACCACAACCAUAGACUCCAACUGACCUCUGACAGGAGGAGACGUGCAUGGAAACAGAUUCAGAGAUAUGCUUAACUUUGGAGGCUCUGGAAGAAACUGAAGGUUUAUGACAAUUUGUUUUUUUUCUCUUGAGACACAACCUUUACUGGAAAUUACUGUGAUUUUUUUUUGUUUCAUAGCAGAGGCAUUCAUGCGGGCUUUGUUACACACAACAACAACAACACUGAAAGAAAACUUCAUGCUUGACGCGCACUUGAUCAUCCUGCAAACGUUGUGCAUGUAAACACUAAAUCCAUUGUUUAAAGUAUGCACCACUACACUUAAUAGUCAAUCUUAAUUUUAUCUUAAUAUAAAUUAUAUUAAAAUGACAAUAAAUGCUGUUUGAUCUUUCU